This is a messenger RNA of Caenorhabditis sp. 36 PRJEB53466, 829 nucleotides long. The record is from the annotation of a GenBank genome assembly. Lineage: Eukaryota; Metazoa; Nematoda; Chromadorea; Rhabditida; Rhabditidae.
AUGGAGAUGAACAGAAAGAUUCUGGCGACUAUGAAGAUUCCGAAAGGAGUUGUGCAGUCGACAGUGAGCCGAACCACGGGAAACCCCCAACCACGACCACGACCACAGCCGGCCGAGCAAGAAAUGAUCGAAGGAGACACGGCGAGAGCUCUUUCCUGGAUGAUCAAUGAUAUGGAGCGCCUUGUGGAUGACCAGGAGAAGACGAAAGUUGUCGAUCGAUUGCCAGUGGAAAAGGUUGAAACUCCUGAGGCAGCUGGCUUCAGAUUAGGAGAAGCCGAACCGGAAACUGAAGGUCCCAGCCCGACGACAGUGAGCCCAUUUCCGUUCCCAGUCCCGGAGGAUGGUUUUGCUUUGAUCCGAUCCAAGAGGAACGUGAAGCAGAACAAGUACAAAAAAGGUUUGUUUUCUCAAAUAUUGUACAAUCCAUUUUCUGUUUCUAUUUCAGUUCUCUGGUCGUCGUGGAGCGAGUGGACCGAGUGCGAAUGUGGCAAACAAUCGCGCAAACGAAAGUGUCUCAAAUACAUUGAAUCAAAGUAUCCGUCCGAUAGUCGUGAGUAUUUGCAACGCGAGCGGCCACUGCUCUGACUUAUCAUCAACGUCAACUAGUUGCCGCAGCUUUUGAAUGAAAAUGAGAACGAAUGUAUUUGCAGAAGUCUUCGUGCCAAUAGAUCAAACCACAAACUCGAUAACGUUUGAAGAGCCCGCCGAGUUUCCCGAAUCGAUUCCAGAACCGGCGCCUAUUGAGGAAAGCUUGCAGAGGGUGAAAAGAUCUCUGAAAUGUCCGCCGCCGCAGAUUGAAUUCCGAUCGUGCUACUCGUCACUAUGUUAA